GCUGGGGAUCAGCGCAGCGAUCUCCGCCAGCUUCCUUCACCCUUGGAAUUCUUGGGAACUUAAACAGUGACCCUCUCUGGUGUGGCGGUGCUGGGGCAGUAUGGUUCCAUGGAGGGAAAGUGAUUACUCACCGAGUCUCUGCAGGAAAAUGGUCUGUGGGUUUGUGUCAACUGUCUGGUGGUGCACUCGCGGCAAGAAUCGAGAAGAGGAGGAGACAGCAAGGAUAGGCCCAGGAGUAAUGGCGUCCAAAGAGGAACAAGUGGUAGAAAAUAUCAAAGUGGAAAACACCAACCAGGAAAAUGAAAUAAAGGAUGAAAAGGAGCAAGAUGCUGAUAAAGGAGAGCCCUUGGCCCUCCCUUUGGAAGCUGGUGAAUAUUGUGUGCCUAGAGGAAAUCGUAGGCGGUUCCGUGUUAGGCAGCCCAUCCUGCAGUAUAGAUGGGAUGUGAUUCAAAGGCUUGGAGAGCCACGGGCAAGGAUGGGAGAAGAGAAUAUGGAAAGGGUUGGGGAGGAGAUGAGACAACUCAGGCAAAAGCUGAGGGAAAAGCAACUGAGUCAUAGUCUGUGGGCAGUUAGCACUGACCCCCCUCACCAUGACCAUCAUGAUGAGUUUUGCCUUAUGCCUUGAAUCCUUAUGUUUUCCCUCAAGUUAAUAGGGAGACACCUGCUUUCUAAACAUAUAUGUUCAUAAUGUACCUUUGUUGUAAACCUUUUGAUGUCAGUUGUUUCUGGUGGGUCUCUUUACCAGCUUCUACUUGAAUGUUGUGUUUUUUACUCAGUCUGUAAGGUUUUAUUAGCAGAAAAAUUUUACCUAUUGCAUUAGAGAUGCUUAUUAUAUAUUGUGAAGUUAAUAAAACAGUUUUUAAAAAUGA
Hipposideros armiger (great roundleaf bat) is the source of this 869-nucleotide messenger RNA. RefSeq names its product protein BEX1-like. The coding region runs from base 101 to 625 and encodes 174 amino acids. Gene Ontology annotation, biological process: signal transduction. Gene Ontology annotation, molecular function: signaling receptor binding. The record is from RefSeq and is a predicted model, not a curated record. Gene Ontology annotation, cellular component: nucleus; cytoplasm. The transcript is spliced from 3 exons. NCBI's taxonomy places the organism in Eukaryota, Metazoa, Chordata, Mammalia, Chiroptera, Hipposideridae.